AUGCAUGUGUGGCACAUUGACAAAAAAAAAAGAUACAAAAGCACUUUCUAAAUAUUAAUCUAACCAUUGAGUCCAGACGGUCAAACUGAAGAGGGACGCUGUUGCUAUGACAACACAAACAAGAAACAAGAAACAACACCGAUAUCCCUGGAGCUGAAUCACAGACCAAAGGAGUUUUCUGGUUGUAUUUUGUUCAAAAAGAUGAUUCCACCAGCCGAAUCUCUGCUCAAAUACGACAAUCCAGUUUUGAUCAGCAAAAGCACUGACAGAAAAUCCCCAAAGGGGCGACCUUUAAAAGUGAGUCCACAGCAGGUGGGGGAACAGUCUACCCCUGUUCCAACACCUCCAAAAUCAAAGCCCACCUCUACUGACACCAACAAGCAGGAACAUGAGGAGAUCCUAAACGCCAUCCUUCCACCCAGGGAAUGGACUGAAGGAACCCAGCUGUGGGUGCAGCAAGUGUCCAGUGCACCUUGUACAAGAACAGAUGUUAUUCACCUAGAGGAGCUGCUGGACACAAAGCUGCAACAAAGGCAGGCCAGACAGACAGGAAUCUGCCCUGUCCGCAGGGAGCUCUAUUCUCAGUGCUUUGAUGAGCUCAUCAGACAGGUGACCAUCAACUGUGCUGAGAGGGGCCUGCUGCUCUUGCGGGUCAGAGAUGAGAUUCAAAUGUCUAUUGCUGCCUACCAGACUCUGUAUGAAAGCAGUGUGGCCUUCGGUAUGAGGAAAGCCCUUCAGUCAGAGCAGGGAAAGGUGGACAUGGAGAAAAAAAUUACUGAUCUUGACGAUGAGAAACUGGAGCUGAAGAAGCAACUGAACGAACUCAAGUCUCAAUGUGAUGCCAUUGAAAAACGAGAAAUUGAAAGGCGACAGAUUGAAGAAAAGAAGCACGUGGAAGAGAUCCAGUUCCUCAAGAGAACCAACCUGCAGCUCAAGACCCAACUGGAAUUGAUCCUCACACCAAAGAAGUAACACCACCAUCAAUAACAGAGUGGCCAUUUGACUGCACACAAUGUGACAUUUGUCUUGUUUCUAAAUAUCUAUCAAUGUAAAUUCCACACAGUGUAAUCAGAAAGAGUUUCAUUUAUUCCAACAGCAUGACAUGACAAGUACAGCUCAAGUACUGUACACAUCUCUUGAACAUCAAGAGAGCAUCACACGUGUUUAUGAUGAAUGCAAAGUCAUUCAAACACCGUUCUUGGUUGAAGGGGAGAAAAAGCUGAGAAGGCAGUUUUUGUUCUGAGAGGGACACGCGGUCAGGAGAAGGCAUCAAGUGGCUACUUGAUAAAACUCUUUAUACACACCUGUUAUAAGUCCACCGUCUUUCAACUCCUUGAUUCCAUUAAUAAGUCAUUUUUUUGGGCUAAUAUAAAUAAAAGAAUCAUUACAUGUUCCCUUUAAAGACUUCUCUCUAGUGCUUCGAUCUUUUAGCCUUGUGGCCCUCUGUGGAUGAAGCCGGGGCCUUUCUGUUCUUGUUGUUUUUCACGUUGUGCAUUUCAUAAUAACCAACUUUCUUUGCUUUCUUUCGGUCCAUCGCUCUUCUCUGUGAAGACAGAUAUAGCAGAACCAAAAAAAUUAUUCCGUUAAAAAAUUUAAUCAGAGCGUUUCAUUUAAAAAACAAAAAAACCUAUUACAUCAGUUAGAUGAAUAGACAUUAAUCUUGUCCAGGCAGAGCGAUCUGUUUGACAUCAGAGAGAGCAAACACUGCAUACCUGUUUGGAUGUCAGUUUGCGCGCCUGGGUGGACUCCUCGUCAUCCCCGGCUCUCCCCUUCUUCUGGUUUGCAGCUGAAGUCAAACAGAAGAUUAACAGAUCUGAGUGCCUGGGUGAUUUUAAAGUCAACUUGACCUGGUUGUGUAACUCCAGGUUAAACUCUGGGAAAUGCACCAUCAUACCAGAGAGUUGGCAUGCGUGGGUUUUUGUUAACGUAGUUCUGAGAAAUGGUGCAAUAUUUUUUGUGAAUAAAUGAUUUGACAUUCAGCACCAUACAAGGUCUUGAGCACAUCCCUGGA
Messenger RNA from Labrus bergylta (ballan wrasse), 2011 nucleotides. RefSeq names its product axonemal dynein light intermediate polypeptide 1-like. Lineage: Eukaryota; Metazoa; Chordata; Actinopteri; Labriformes; Labridae. Gene Ontology annotation, molecular function: dynein heavy chain binding. Gene Ontology annotation, cellular component: filopodium; axoneme. The record is from RefSeq and is a predicted model, not a curated record.